UGUUUAAAAUUUCUGCAUUUUUUUCAAUAAUAAUUCUAAAAGAAUAAAAUAAGUGUUCAUAUUCAUCCAGCAUAAAAAUGAUUAUUUUUCUUAGUGAAUUACAGAAAGAACAUCUCAAUUUACUACACAACCACUCUACUCAAGUGUUAGUCGACUUUUGUAAAUUGUCAAUUGAUUACUUGAAUAAUGGAAUUAAUCUCAAGAAGUACAGUGUUGCUGCAGAAAAAUUGGAUGUACCAGUUACUACAAUACAAAAUUUGGUUUAUGCACUUACAUAUCUGUUGGUAGAGGCAUGUAAACAUAAUUUAUCGGACCCAGACUUCAAAUCCUCAAUAGCAAUAGCUGGAUUUUCUUCUGAGCAUCAAGAGGUCCUAGUCAAAUUAUAUGCAACUAAAAAAGCAGAACUUUCCAGUGCUUUAAAUUUAUUACAACAAAAAGAGCCAACUUAUCAAGACCUUACUUGGCGGUUUGAAAUCCAGGUAGCCAGUCAGAAAAGCUUAGAAGAAGUAAAGCCUACAGUUGCAAUGGACUUUGUGCUUAUGACACCAAAAAUAUUUGCACAAAAUAAGGACAGUAAAGGAAAUAGUACUGAACCAGUGUACAAAAACCUUUCUCCGACUCAUGUAAACUUGCCCAUUCAAGAUGCCAAAGCUGCUAGCCAGUGUCAAAAUGUGAUUAAUCACAUACUCCUCCAAUGUGAUUUACCUAACUUGAUGCACAUGACAAAUAAAUUAGACCAAGCAUUGAAAGAAUCAAAAAGCCAACAUAUACGCAAAGUACAGAGGGCAUUAUAGACAAUGAAGAGGAAUAUUGCUUCAGUUAAGUGACUUGUGCCAUUGCUGUUUUGAAGACUAUGUAAGUAAGGAUACAUUCCAUGUAUUUUGCAUAUAAUUUAAUUAUUUUAAGUGAUUAUUAUUGAUAUUAUUUUUAAUUACUUAGCUAUAAAAAAGGUACCCACAUUCUUUCGGCUUAAACUGAGUUAAACACAUUGGAAACAAGGAAUACUCCAGAAACUUAAGUAUUUCCUUUCCUAUAAUUGUGUAUUACUUACCAUAUUGUUAAGAUUCAAUUAAAUACAGCAUAAAUAUAAUAUUUUGGCAUCAAUCAGCCCUUUGAUAAGGUUAUGCGCACAAGUGUAACCCUAGGCUUUUUUAAAAAAACCGUCAAAUCAACUUUUAACUACUUUGGUUAAUCCUACCUAGAAAAAUAUUUUACACGAGUAAUAACCUUACUCAAUACUUAAUCAAAUAAGAAUUGGUGUUCUGCAAGGCUCCAUUUUUAACUUGCAUUAUCAUAACUUAACAUCAGGUGCGAUUGUGGUCAAAUACCUGCCUUUUUAUGCAUAAAAAAUCGUUAUUAAUGUAAAGAACUAACGACAUUGCAUUGCAAUCAUAUUUCUCAUCAAUUAACAUCUCAAAAAGAUACACAAUUAUUGAAUAAAGAACUAUUACAGCUAGUUUAAAAGGAAUUUUUAGUUCCCCCAAAAACUUCUAAUUAUAGUGAUAAUUCGCUUAAUUAACUAAUGUUAAAAUU
Molecule: messenger RNA, 1533 nt
Organism: Ostrinia furnacalis (Asian corn borer)
Lineage: Eukaryota; Metazoa; Arthropoda; Insecta; Lepidoptera; Crambidae
Product: COMM domain-containing protein 2
Exons: 5
Coding region: 78-794 (238 amino acids)
Source: RefSeq, a predicted model, not a curated record